GGAUCGUUCAGUUGACUUCGUGCAACGCAGCCGCGCAGACGCAGUUAGCGGUUCCAGUUAUCCGAUAUAUAUAUAUAAAUAUAUAUCCAGCAUAUAUAUUUUUUUUUGAGCAUCACUAUUUUUUUGCCAAAGGAUCCCGUGACGUCGUUUUUGUGAUCGAUGUGCCACAAGUGCCAGGCUACGUGGGCUAAGAAUUGCAACUGGCUUACGAAGAGCACAAGGAAAGCACAUGGUAACAACAGCAAGGAUAAAAUAUAACAAGGAUUCGAGGACCGAAAAUAACAAAACCACUUAAGAGUUUGUACACAAAUGGCAAUUAAGCAAUGGAUCAUCUAAACCUUUAAAUGGAGUUGUAAUACAAUCAUACUGGCAAGCUAAAAGAAAAUAGAAAAAAUACCUAAGUAAUUAGAGAACUCUCAAGUUCUAUUACGUCUGGAGAACCAGAAAAGUUCUAUAAACUAUAUAAUAAAUGGUAGACAUUCUUAAUGCAACAUUUCUACAUCUUACUAGAAAGACAAGCGCAAUUUCACAAAAUCAGUUGAGCAAGAAAGCUUACUAAAAUCCGGGCAACAUCAGAGCCCCGCCAUGCACAAAAGAAAGAAACGCUAGACUUUAGAGAGCGAGAAGAAGAAACAAUCCCCGAAAAACCCAAGAAAUAACAAGGAAAAGCAUAAUCGAAGGAAACUCAACUCCCUGAAGUGGAAAUCCCCCAUCCAAAAUGGUGCUAAACCUCCUCUUCAUAACCACUGUGAUCAAAUCCACAUUCGGAGUGGUGACCACUGGCCUCUGGCUGAUUCCCCUGAUGCUGGCGGCCAUCACUUACUAUCGCUACGAUGCCGUGGAUCCCGAAUCGAGACCCUUGGAUCAACUGAAUCUGCUUCCCGAAUACGACUUCAUUGUGGUGGGCAGUGGAUCCGCUGGAGCGGUGGUUGCCAAUCGAUUGAGUGAAGUGAGAAAAUGGAAGGUUCUGCUAAUUGAAGCGGGUCCCGAUGAGAACGAGAUCUCGGAUGUUCCCUCACUGGCGGCCUAUUUGCAACUAAGCAAACUGGAUUGGGCCUACAAGACCGAACCCUCAACAAAAGCUUGUCUGGGAAUGCAAAACAAUCGCUGCAAUUGGCCAAGAGGUCGCGUUCUUGGCGGCAGUUCUGUUCUAAACUAUAUGCUUUAUGUGCGUGGCAAUCGCAAUGAUUACGAUCACUGGGCUUCGCUGGGCAAUCCUGGCUGGGAUUACGAUCACGUGCUGCGGUACUUCAAGAAAUCCGAGGACAAUCGCAAUCCCUACUUGGCCAACAAUAAGUAUCACAGUCGAGGGGGAUUGCUUACGGUUCAGGAAUCUCCAUGGCAUUCUCCUUUGGUGGCGGCUUUUGUGGAGGCGGGAACUCAAAUGGGAUACGAAAAUCGUGAUAUUAACGGAGCCAAGCAAGCUGGUUUCAUGAUUGCCCAGGGAACAAUUAGGAGGGGAUCAAGGUGCUCCACAGCCAAAGCUUUCCUGCGACCCAUUCGUUCGCGAAAGAAUUUCCAUCUGUCGAUGAAUUCGCAUGUAACUCGCGUGAUUAUCCAACCAGGAACAAUGAGAGCUCAAGCAGUGGAGUUUGUCAAGCACGGAAAGGUUUACAGAAUAGCAGCCAGAAGGGAAGUGAUCCUCUCGGCAGGAGCCAUCAAUACGCCCCAAUUGAUGAUGCUAUCUGGAUUGGGACCCCGGAAGCACCUGGAAAAACAUGGCAUUCGAGUGCUGCAGGAUCUGCCAGUUGGUGAAAAUAUGCAGGAUCAUGUGGGAAUGGGUGGACUCACCUUCCUGGUCGAUAAGCCUGUGGCAAUUGUCCAGGAUCGUUUCAAUCCGACGGCUGUGACUUUUCAAUAUGUUCUGCGGGAAAGAGGACCCAUGACCACUUUGGGAGGAGUCGAGGGAUUGGCUUUUGUACACACUCCCUACUCGAAUCGAAGUCUCGAUUGGCCGGAUAUUCAGUUCCACAUGGCACCCGCAUCCAUUAACUCGGAUAAUGGAGCCAGGGUUAAGAAGGUUUUGGGCCUGAAGGAAUCGGUUUACCAAGAGGUAUAUCAUCCCAUUGCGAACAAGGAUAGUUGGACGAUAAUGCCACUGCUUUUGCGGCCAAGAUCGCGGGGUUCAGUGAAGUUGCGCUCAGCGAAUCCCUUCCACUAUCCCUUAAUCAAUGCCAACUACUUUGACGAUCCACUGGAUGCCAAAACUUUGGUGGAGGGAGCCAAAAUAGCAUUGCGAGUGGCGGAGGCUCAGGUCUUCAAGCAAUUCGGUUCGAGAUUGUGGCGCAAGCCACUGCCAAACUGUAAGCAGCACAAGUUCUUGUCGGAUGCGUACUUGGAGUGCCAUGUAAGGACAAUUUCGAUGACCAUUUACCAUCCGUGUGGCACGGCUAAAAUGGGUCCUGCCUGGGAUCCCGAGGCGGUGGUGGAUCCUCGACUGAGAGUCUACGGAGUUCGGGGACUGCGAGUGAUUGAUGCCAGCAUUAUGCCAACGAUUAGUAGUGGUAAUACCAAUGCACCGGUCAUAAUGAUUGGCGAAAAGGGCGCCGAUUUGAUCAAGGAGGAUUGGCUAACGAAUCCCGAGUACAAAAUCAAGCGGCAAACUCAACUUCGAGAUGCCGAAACAGCUGCAAGUAGUGUUCACAUCAGCUUGACCUCCGGCAACUCGAGUUCAGUUGACAGCAGCAACAUCGAGAGCAACUUCAGCAACAGCAGUCACAUAAACAUCAGCAACAUCACUGAUUUAAGUAACAGCAACAGCAGCAACUUUAGCAGUGACAACAGCAGCAACAUCGACAGCAGCAACUUCACUCUGAACUAUAGCAUAUCAACGGAUAGUUAGUGAAAUGUGUUAUUGAAUGGGGAAAGCUCCAGAUUUUGUGCUCAGGACUCCAUUAGCUUUAAACGCUCCUCGAUGAGAAGACAACGCAAAAUGUUUGCCAUUGCUAAAGUAAAACCAAUUGCUGGAAUGGAAACUCUUGGGAAUGGAAUAGAAAACUCAACAAAAGCCAGAAUGUGAUCUAAAAAGCACUUAAGAGCUAGAAAUUCACUGAGAACCCUAGAACCAGAAGCUAUAUAUUAUACUAUUCAGUUAUGAGCUAUUACAGCCACCAAAAAUGUCCAUCUACUCAACUUUGUACAUCAUUCAAGUUUAUUUCAAUGAGGAAGUCUUCUUGGGAUAACCAUAAAACCAUUCUACAAAGAAUAGGAGAACCCUUUUAUGAAAUCGAAUGAUGUAAGCACAUAAAACUGUGGAACUCAUCAUAAAAGGUUUAUGCCUUGUAAGCCGAACAAACUUUAAAGUUUGUAUUGUAUCAAGACAAUCAUUAAAAGUCAACACAUUUACCGCGGAAGCUGCUAGAAAUUGAACUAAAUGUUAUAAGCCCUACUGAAAAACUUAGAUGGAAUCUAUAGAGAUGUUUCGAAACUCGUACUUCUCAUCGAAUCUCAACAGAUGACGUCCUCAAAAACCCUUAAAGAUGAUCCAUUGCAAGACGGAAACCAGAAAUCGAGUCAUAGAUUAAAUGUUUACCUUCAAUUAUGCUGUAAUCCUAGCUAUAUUUAGUAAUUGUUGUCAACAUUUUUUUUUGUUUAUGUAAUGCCUACCCUAAGCUAUGAUAAGCUAAAUUAAUAUUGUUUGACUAUUUAUAGGAAACUCCCCAUACACGCAUUAUUUAAACGACAUUCUAUUUAAUAAAUUAAAUUUGCAUAAGCAUUAAA
Molecule: messenger RNA, 3720 nt
Organism: Drosophila ficusphila
Lineage: Eukaryota; Metazoa; Arthropoda; Insecta; Diptera; Drosophilidae
Product: glucose dehydrogenase [FAD, quinone]
Exons: 2
Coding region: 719-2842 (707 amino acids)
Molecular function (GO): flavin adenine dinucleotide binding; oxidoreductase activity, acting on CH-OH group of donors
Source: RefSeq, a predicted model, not a curated record